This is a messenger RNA of Triplophysa dalaica, 2232 nucleotides long. It is a transcript of the gene sdc4, whose product is annotated as syndecan 4. The transcript is spliced from 4 exons. NCBI's taxonomy places the organism in Eukaryota, Metazoa, Chordata, Actinopteri, Cypriniformes, Nemacheilidae. Gene Ontology annotation, cellular component: membrane; cell surface. Gene Ontology annotation, biological process: cell migration. The record is from RefSeq and is a predicted model, not a curated record. The coding region runs from base 190 to 822 and encodes 210 amino acids.
CAUUACCUAGGACUGUAGCCUACCGUUUCCGAGGAUAACAAUAAGAAGUGCGCGUUCAGACAUACGAAACGUCAUUAAAGAGGACUAAUUUAAAAAGCAAUUGGAGAAGUAUUUUCUAUUUCGUACAGUGAAUUCUUUUGGAAACUGUCAACAACUUUCAUCCGCGAGGCUUUUUUAUUCGAAGAGAAGAUGUUGAAAGUUUACCUCAUGUUGGUUUUGUCGGCGGCUGCUGUUUUCGCGGAGUCGGUACGAGAAACUGAAACGUGGGUACCUUUGAAAAACAAAGCAACUCAUGAGGAACUGGAGUCCUCGGGGGACUCUCAGAAUGGAGAUUUUGAGUUCGCUGAAAUCACCCCGACAAUCGACGAUGAGGAUGACCUUGUUAAGGAUGACCUUGGUGACUAUGAAGAUGAUGAAGAUAAUGAUGAGAUGUCAGGCUCUGGAGGAGCAGAGAUAACAGACUUAGAGGAUGAAAUCCAUAACUCGAUCCCCGAUAUUGAGCGUCCGGUUAACCCAGAACCCACUGUGGAUGACCGGAUUUUGGUCAAGAACAACGAGGUAUUGGGUCAAGGACGAAGCCAUGAUGUUUCCGAAACCAAUAAUGUGCUCAUGUCUCAUGCUGGAGACGACAGCUUAUUUAACAAGAAAGAAGUGCUAGCAGCUGUUAUUGCCGGAGGAGCAGUCGGUCUCGUCUUUGCUGUCAUCCUCAUCGUCCUCCUCAUUCAUUUCGUCCUGCGGAUCAAGAAAAAGGACGAAGGAAGUUACGACCUGGGCAAAACGCCCAUCUACAAGAAAGCCCCCACCACAGAAAUCUACGCAUGAGCAUACACAUUCUCUCUCUCCUUUGAACUAUAAGCUCACAUAGUGCCUCGCCUUGACGGGGUCACCACCAACCACAGGAGGACCUCACUAAAAAUAAUUACUCAGACUGGACUUUUGCAUUGAAAUUUCAUCAAUCGAAAAGUCACUUGGACAGGGGGCUACCUGUUGCCAAACUGGUCCGUUCAAAAGCUAUUCUUGUCGUUUUGCUGAAGUUUUUUGCCUUUUAACUUGUGUGCUCCGUUGCAUCUUUUAUUUUCGAAACACUACGCAAUGGUGCAUUCACAGGUUGAAGGGUCCGGGUCACCAGCUGACAAUUUCAACCACCCAUCUCAGUGUCACGAGUGGCGCUACAGUGGGUUGGUUACUGUACCCUGUUUUGUUUUUUAAUUGUUUUUUAUUUUUUUUAAUCUGCGCUGUAAAUCCUUUUAAUUUUCUUAUUAAACAUCAGCGGUGAAACCAUAUUGAGAGCAUGCAGUAUAUCUUUGAAACAAAAUCCUGUCGUACUACGGAGAGCAAUGUAUGUACUGCAUUAAAUGUAUACUUGUUUCAACAUGGUGUUGGAGGAUAAUGUACAUUCCGCUUAUCGCAUGUCAUUUCCAUGGUGGUUUUGUUAAGUUAAUCGAGAGAAUAGAUCCACUACAUUGCUGCUGGACUGUCAGCUAAGCUACUUUAACAGGUACAGACAUGUUGUUGUCGAUUGAAAUUCAUUUCAUCGCUAACAGAUAUUCAUCAUCCAGGGAUCUGUAUAUAGCCAUUUGAAUAAAAUGUAAAUCUUCGGUACGUUUAGCCAUUUCUUGACAGCCUUUUAUUUACCAAAUAUUUAAAUGCCAAAAUCAAUUUUAAUUCUCUUAUAUCUCAUCCUGGUAUUUGCUUUGGCACAAAUCUGUUUGUGAAACAGAUGCUUGCGUCUAUAGCUUUUAAAUACAUGUUUUGUUGGAGAACAAUGACCGAUGCUAGUACUAACUUUUUGUCGUUUUUCAGUGUUUUUGUAGAUGUUCUUAAUUCUCAUUUUAUUUAGUUUUUGUUAAUUUAACUGUCAUAUUUUAUUGCCUGCCUUCAGGUUGGGGUUUACCCCCUAUCAGCUGUUGUACAUGUGAUCAUUGUUUUUGUUUUUUAUAAACAUUAGUGCAAAUUUUUUUAAAGCUGUAGUUUUUCAGCAGAUUUUUGUAAAAGAGUUUCUAUUUCUUUUAGUCCUUAUUAAGCCGAAUCUAUUUAUAUUUUGUAGGAAGAUGUUCUGGAUUAGUUAAGACGAACGUGAAUGAGCCGUGUGGCGAUAAAAGAAUAACAAAUCUGCUGCUCUGUUUGGUCGCAUCCAGAUGAAAUCACUGAUCUAAUGAAGAAGUCAAUGAAUCAUUGAUUUCUAUUUGCAGGUUCUGAUCUGUUGAAAAUAAAGCUAUUUUAUGCACAUAA